Owenia fusiformis is the source of this 3323-nucleotide messenger RNA. NCBI's taxonomy places the organism in Eukaryota, Metazoa, Annelida, Polychaeta, Sabellida, Oweniidae. The record is from the annotation of a GenBank genome assembly.
AGAAUACUACACAGAACAGCCAAUUACAGCAGCAUUGUAAAUAAACUGUUCGGAAUACAAUCGACUCCAUUUGUUGGAUAUUUCAGUGAAUUAUUCGCUGAUGUUUUGAGUUAAACAUGUUCAAAAGAUGCACUAAGUAUCCAUAAUGGCGAUGAUGCACAAAGAGUACCCCGACAAAAGGGGAUUUCUUGCGUGGGAUGAAAUUGGGUGCGUAGUGAGAGCAUUAGGGUUUCCUACUGAAAUCUUAUCAGUAAACAUCCCUGAUGACUUGGUAACUGAAGGGAGGGGAGUCACAGUCAAGGCAUUUACUAUGAUGAUAGAUCAGCAGUACUUCGACAAGAUUAUAGACAGGACGUUUAACCAUCAUACAGCCGACUGGAAUGCUUGCGUACUGAAGAAAGCAGUACGAUUGGUCAAUAAUCACUUCCUAACGCUCACAGAGUUGCACAACGUGCGUGUGGCGUACCAGAUCUAUGAAGCCGCUGAUACCAAAGGCAUGUUGGCUGAGGAAAAAACGUUACUCCGAUCUCUGAAGAUGUGUGGUCGCACAAUUGCCCCAUUGAAGUUAAUGCACCGUAUCAAACACAUGUCCGAUAACUUGGAGGAAGCUAGUCGAAUUCAACUCUACGAAUACAUGGACCUCAUAUUAUGGUGUGACCUGUACAAUAAGAUUGAGGUAGAGAUGCCCCAUAUUCUCUAUGGGAAGGAUGACAGUAAUCUCUUUAAGAUGAAUGACUUCAAAUCACUGCUGUAUCACUAUGAUGAGCGUCUUGCUAGUCAACUUAAUGAAGUCUACCUGAAGGAAGAAUGGAGCUUUGGGAAGGGAAAACAUGCCAGUAAGAAAGCCCCUAAAGAACCACCUGUCAAAACCACAGAGGGGAGAAUAGCAAGAGUUAAGAAGGACCAAGAACGCUACAAGCCGCUGCAAGCUGAGGUGAAGAAGUCCCAGAGUGAAGUAGACCAUACUAAGGCUGGGUAUGUACGUGGUCGACCUGUCUCUGCCCCAGAAAUUGGAAUAUAUGCAAGAAGUACUCCAUCUGGCCAAUGUUCUACCAUUGAGGGAAGGAAUCAGACUGUCUAUGAGAGCAUGGAGCAUGUGCUCAGACCCCGCAAGUCAAGAACAAGUAAUAUUAAAGAUGAGAUUCCGCGUCCUAAAUUGGAGCCAUAUACUCGCCCAAAGACCCCUUGUGCUGUAACCAAUGAAGAACUUAAUGAUACUGAAAACAUGAUUGAGGAUCUUGAGUUCCAUAUGGAAUCUCUGGAACUGAAAUACUCUCAAAUACUCAACGAUAACUAUGAUAUGCGUAUGCCAGGGUAUAGAAUGCGUAUGGCUGAGAGGGCCCAAAUUGCAGCACAGAAGAUAGCAGAUGGUGUCAGGCCAAACACAGCUCCUUCACUCUCGGACCAUAGAACAGAGACACCAUUAGACAAGGAAGUUGGGCCCGAUAUUGAACACCUAACAAAGAUGGCGUACACAAGACGUGGAGGUCCAAGGCCAGCUCAUGGUAGAUCAUGUGAUGCAAGGUUCAGAGGUUGGGAUCAAGUUCGCAAAUCCCGGGGAAAACACUAUGUACUUGCUGACCCUACCUACACAGCAAAAUUCGAAACUGGAAAAAUGCAACUGAAGAAGCAUCGCAGAGAUAUGAAGCAUAUAAAGAAUGUACGCAAGAAUGACAAUAUUUAUAGAUAUACAUUCCAAUCUCAAGUUGUGGAUACUCAACGUCCUAUAACAGCACCAUCUAUGUUAGGUGGCUACGAAUCACUAGGUGAAGUCAUUGAAAAAUAUGAUCCUGAUGCCAUAGCAGCAAAUCUACAAGCUCAAGUUCAAACAGGAAGUGAAUUAUCCGAGAGCCAUGAUAGGUCAACUUUCUCAAAAACUAGAGGCAGUAUUAUAUCUGAUGAUUCAUCUGAUAUUAAAAGCAUUCAUGACUUUGCUCUUUACAAAGAUGAACCAAAAGCAAAUGAAAGUAAUGUCUUCCUUGAGUUAGAGAAGAAGGAGAAUAUGAAUAAAACAAAUAAAAAACAUAAAAAGGGUCAUAAACAUGAACUUGAUUCGGGAAAGGUGAUUGAUAUGGGCAAGUUAGGCCCCAUAAAUGUCAUGGAAAACAUCAUUGAGACUGCGACACCAUUGCCUGAUAUCUCUACACCAGUGCCAAAUAACCUUACAGCAUUACCUAGUAUAACGCCGCAGCAAAAAGAAGUUCCAGUAUUAAAGGAAAGCAACCCUGAGAUUAAUCCAACAAUGGAACCUGAUAAGCCUGAAAAUUCAAGUGUGAUAAUGGAAGACCCUGAAAGGAAAUUAGCAAGUAUCUCUAGUAUUGUAGACAAAGCAGAAACCAGUACAAUUAUAGGGGGAAACCUGACAAGUGAAAAUACAUCCUUUAGAAGUGUUUCACCACCAAAAGAACGCAAGAAAUUCUUACGUCUUGCAGACAGGGUUGAUAAUGACAUUUCAAAGCUAAUGAAACGCAGGCUCAAAUUUGGAUUUAUCAAUAAACUCAAAUAUAAUGUGAAUCUCACAUCUGAAGUUACGGCAUAAUGAGGGAAAUGUCUAUUAACCCUGAUUAUUUCAUCUUUUGACUUGAUCCUUAUAUUUUUGGUUGGGUAAGCAUAAAUGUUAUGAUUAAUGGUCAAAAUAUUAAUGUAUCUGCCAAGUUUUCGGUGAAUGUUGGGAAAUGGUAAUGUUCAUGGUUGGUUGCCUAGUCUGGAAGAAACAAACAUAAACAUGAAAAAUAUUAAUCAAAUGGAAAACAAAUCUAAAUUUAAGUAGUUGGGGAUUGCACCCAAACAUUGUUACAUGUCAGAUCACAAUGUUAUUGCCAAACAAUUUACUUAUAACAGUAUACAAAUAUAAAAUGGCUUGGGACACAGUACAAGACCACUACUGCCAUUCUCCCUUCAACCUAAUCCCUAUAUUAGCCUUGAUACACUGGCUGUAUUACCCCCUCCCAGCUCCAAAUGAAAGAAACCUUGUAUCCCGGUGUGUAUGGAUGCUUUAAUGUGCUCCAUUAUAUAUAGUGUACCUGUGAUGUUAAGUAUUUUACCUGUGAUAACAAGAACUGUACCUGUGAAAUCAAAGAUGACAUUGUGACUUGUGUCGUCAAUUUGUAAUCAAAUUUUAUAAAUUACUAUCAUGUGUAAGGUAUACAAAUUCUACACAUGAACAUUAUACUCACGUAUUAUCUGUGAUAAUCAAGUGUUGAAUAUCAGUGAUAAACCAGACAGCAUUAUGUAAUGAAUAAUACUCAAUUGAUGCAAGACAUCCUCCUAAGCAGGUGUCCAGAAUCCGUUCCUCCUUCUCUCCCCCCCCCCUGCUAUAAUCA